AGGCGCGGCGCUUGGCCAAGCGCUCCAGCAUGGGCAGCCGGCGGCUGAGCGCCGGGCCGGUCGCCGCGCAGGCGGACGCGGGCAGGCUCCCGAAGCCCGAGAGCGCCUGGAGGCCGCCCCGGCGGGAGGGCUCUGCUGUUGCCCUGGAGGAGGAGGACGAAGACGAGGAUGUGGUGGUGGAGGUAGAGGAGGAGGAGGAGGAAGAAGAGGGCGGCCUGGGGAGUCCCCCCCCAGUGGUGACCGGACACGGCAAGGGUCCCCUCCGCGGGAGCCUCAAGGCAGCCAGCAUCAAGCGUGAAAUGACCUUUCCUGCAUUUCAACAGGAAGAUGUAAAAUAUGACGUCGGUCAAAAACUGCCAGACCAACAGUUUCUCCUGUUCACCACAAAGGAGGAAGAUUUAAAAACAGCAGAGACCAAAAAACCAAACAGAGCUCAUGAGUAUGAGAAGGAAAACACUCGUUCUGUUUGCCUUCUGGAACAGAAGCGCAAGGUUGUUUCUUCAAAUAUUGAUGUGCCUCCAGCAAGAAAAUCACCUGAAGAACUGGACAUGGAUAAAGUAACAGCAGCCAUGGUACUCACCAGUUUAUCCACCAGCCCCUUGGUCCGCAGCCCUCCUGUCCGACCCAAUGAAUCCAUAAAUGGAUCUUGGAAGGAAGGAGGAUUUGUGCCUUCUAGUACCAGCAGCAGUGGAUACUGGAGCUGGAAUGCUCCCAGUGACCAGUCCAACCCAUCCACCCCAUCUCCACCUCUGUCAGCUGAUAGCUUCAAAGCUUUUCGGACACCUUCCCAGGCAGAUGAUGGUAUUGACGAAGCCGAAACAAGCAACCUUCUCUUUGAUGAACCCAUUCCUAGGAAGAGAAAGAACUCCAUGAAGGUGAUGUUCAAAUGCCUGUGGAAAAACUGUGGGAAGGUACUGAGCACAGCUGCAGGGAUUCAGAAACACAUACGGACCAUUCACCUUGGACGUGUAGGAGAGUCUGACUACAGUGAUGGAGAGGAGGAUUUUUACUACACAGAAAUCAGGCUCAAUACGGACUCAGUAGCUGAUGGCUUAAGCAGUCUUUCCCCAGUCUCUCCAUCUUUAGCAUCUCCUCCUGCCUUUCCCACCCAAGAUGCAAUCCAUCCCGAAACUUCCUGUGCCAAAACCGAGACUAAAUUGAUGACACCUCUGAGCCGCUCAGCUCCUACCAACCUCUACCUCGUACACACGGACCAUGCUUACCAGGCCACUCCUCCAGUGAACAUUCCAGGGUCAGCAAAAUUCACUCCCAAUGGCAGUAGCUUUAGCAUCUCUUGGCAGUCGCCUCCAGUUACCUUCACCGGCAUUCCAGUCUCACCAACUCAUAAUCGUCCUGCAGGGAGUGGAGAGCAGAAGCAGUCCCACACAGUUCUUUCAUCGCCGCCUAGGGUAGCAUUUGGCUUGAGGAAACCUAGAGGGGAGGGGAAGAAGUGUCGGAAGGUCUAUGGGAUGGAGAACAGAGAUAUGUGGUGUACUGCCUGCCGAUGGAAGAAGGCCUGCCAAAGGUUCAUUGACUAAAGAUUGAAAUUGUGCAGAGGAUUUUGGGAUGGGGAGGACAACCGCAGAACCAGAUUGCUCAGCUGCACUGUAUCACUUCCCGGUUUUCCCUCCAGUGAUGUGGUAUUGGAGGUUUUGUUUUCUCGGGGUGUUUUUUUUAAAAAGAGCUUUGUAUUUCAAAGUGAAGCACUUGUAGCCAAGGAAGAGCACUAAGCAAAACCUGUGUGGAGCAAUAGAGAAAAAAACCCAAGAGCAUACAGCAGAAAUCUGUCUAAGUAUGGAAACCAGAGCAGCUAUUAGUGUUUUUCUGUAAAAGAAAGGAAAAAGUUAAUUUUUUGCUAACUCUGUGAGCUAUUUGCUCCCUAAGAUCAUUUUUAACCAUUUCAGUCUCUGUGCCGUGAACGUCUGUAUUUGCUAAACUGAACGCUUUUUCUUUUCCUGAAACAAAGAUCUCUUUUUGAAAGCUUUCUAAUAAACACUUCAGAGUCCUAUAAGCUACAGUUUUCUUAGCAAAAGCUGUACUAAGACUGGAGACUGCUAAAUAAUUCUCCUGAUACAAAUGAUCAUGAUUAUAUUCUAUUUUUGGAAAGGGCAUGUGGGGAGGAGUUGGGAUUUUCAUUUGUUUGUUCAUGGAAGCCAAGCAAAGUCUGAAUUCGCAAGAAGGACAAGCAGUGCUCCUGGAAGAUUCUUAAACCAGGCACAGAUCAGUGGAGUGGAACGAAGUAAUUUAAGUACCAAAUUGGAUUUUGAUACUCUAGAGGAAGAAAAGCAGCAAUGGAAAGUCACCAGCAGAUACUGUCACAACAAGAAGUUGAGGGAAGAAAUCCAGGGAUGCUUGCUUGAAACCUGUAAAAAUAAAAUGGCGGUUCAGGAGCUUGUCUUGCUGCUCCCCCAUUCCUGAGGGAGGAUGAAGAGUUGGACCAGCGCGCCUGUUGCUGCAGGAGGCCUAUAAAGAACUGGUAAAUGCAGCCACUAAGAUUGUAUGUAAUACCUAUUCAGGGACAUGAUCCAGCCCAGCCAUUCUGCUGUUUGCUUCCUUUUCUCUUAUUUGAGAGAUUGUUGUUAAGAUAAGGUUUGCUCAGCUUUUUUUUUUCACCUUACUAUAUAGUUUCUAAGAUUUAUUUGACACAAAAAGUGGGUAGAGAAAAGAAAAUGCUCCCUUUCCACAACAUCAUCUCAGAAAUAGAAGUUCAGCAGCAAAGGAAUGCCGUAUUUAUGGUAAAAGUCCAUUUCUUAACUAAUCUUGAUACACUAAUUAACAAGUUUCUGUACUUGCAGGGCUUGGAUAGAUUUGGGUACUUCAGUUUCUUUGUCCGUGAAGACAGACAAUUGUCUAAGAUGUCUGUAAGGGGACUCGAAGUAUCUAACAGCUCUCUAAAAUCUAGUCCAGAGUUGACUUGAUAGCUUUAUGAAGUGUGCAUUGCUGCUUAUGCCUAUGUAAAAGCACAGAACAGCAAUGCAGUUGUUUAGAAUAUACACUAUGAAUUCAGUAAAGCAGUACUGAGAAGUAAAAUCUAUAAUAGGAGCUACUGAAGGUUAUCAUCUGAUUUUCUUUGAACAAGUUAAUUGGGCAAUCAAAUGCCUCAUUUGAGCAGGCUAUUGCUGCAGUUGUUCACAAAUUGUGUGAUUUACAUGCACAAGUGGCAAGACACACUUGCAUACACCCAAUUACUUGAUUUUUUGCCCAAUGUGUUCUCUAAGUCAUUAAAGAAAGAAAAAUAAGACUCUGGAAUCUAGUAAGACCUUGAUAUAUGUACACACGUGUGUGUAUGAAUAUAUAUCUAUAUGAAACUAUAUGUUAUGUAGUUACAUAUAUAUAUAUAUAUAUAUAAAUCUGGGAUCAGCAGGGAGGAGAAAGGUUGUUUUCUUUAUAAAUAUAAAACCCAAGACACUAAAGGUCAGUGGGUAUGUACAGCCACUGUAUUAUCUUCUUUACUCUUAGUAAAAUGUUGGUCAUGGUA
Melopsittacus undulatus (budgerigar) is the source of this 3478-nucleotide messenger RNA. RefSeq names its product zinc finger protein 704 (gene ZNF704). Gene Ontology annotation, molecular function: RNA polymerase II cis-regulatory region sequence-specific DNA binding; DNA-binding transcription factor activity. The record is from RefSeq and is a predicted model, not a curated record. Gene Ontology annotation, biological process: regulation of transcription by RNA polymerase II. The transcript has 9 exons. Lineage: Eukaryota; Metazoa; Chordata; Aves; Psittaciformes; Psittaculidae. Gene Ontology annotation, cellular component: nucleus. The coding region runs from base 30 to 1538 and encodes 502 amino acids.